AGAAGGAGAAGAAGAAGGAGAAGGCGAAAGCUCCGGCGCCUCAUGGAAGGGCCGUCCCUGACGCUUCGUCCCCUGCAUUUAUACUCCCCACACCCGCGCUGUAAAGCUCACGACUUCUUCACCACACCGCCACCCAUCGAAGCGGCUUCAACAUCGCCACCGUCGAGCCUCGCGGUGCUAGAGCGUCGGAACGCGGCGGAGGAGGAGCGGCAGCAGCAUGUCGAGAGCAGCCAUCGUGGACACGGUAGCCAGGAGACGGGUGUCGACCCAUCGUCAGUGGUGGGACCGCGUGAGGCCGGCCCCCGAGGACCCCAUCACCAGCGUCAGCGAGGCCUUCCUCGCCGACGCUAGCCCGAACAAGAUCAAUCUCGGAGUGGGUGCUUACAGGGAUGAAGAAGGCAAGCCUGUUGUGCUUCGGUGCGUGAGGAACGCGGAGGCUAAAGUUGCGGGUAGCGAAUUCCUGGAGUCGAUUUCUGCUUCGGCUAAGUCUAGACUGGUUGAGGAGAGCAUGAAAUUGGUCUAUGGAAAAGACACAAAAGUCAUAGGAGAAGGAAGAUUAGCUGGCGUUCAAACGCUCUCAGGAACUGGCGCUUGUCGCCUCUUUGCAGAGUUUCAAAGGCGCUUUUAUCCGAGUUCAAAAGUUUAUUUCCCUGACCCAACUUGGUCGAACCACCAUAGUAUUUGGAAGGAUGCUGAAGUUCCUCAGAGCACCUUCUCUUACUACGACCCUAAUUCGAAGGGCCUGAAUUUUCCAGCACUCAUAGAUGAUAUCAAGAAUGCCCCAGAAGGUUCCUUUUUCUUACUCCAUCCUUGUGCUCAUAAUCCAACCAGUGUUGAUCCAACCGAGGAAGAGUGGAGAGAAAUAUCAUAUCACUUAAAGGUGAAGAAUCAUUUCCCAUUCUUUGACAUGGCUUAUCAAGGUUUUUCUAGCGGCGAUCUAGACAGGGAUGCACAAGCAAUCCGUACUUUUCUUCAAGAUGGACAUUUAAUUGGUUGUGCUCAAUCCUUUGCGAAGAACAUGGGACUUUAUGGACACCGAGUUGGUUGUCUCAGCCUUCUUUGCUCCAACACAAUGCAAGCAGUUGCAGUGAAAAGCCAACUGCGGCAGAUUGCACGGGCAAUGUAUGGCAGUCCUCCUAUUCAUGGUGUAUUGCUGGUCUCGACAAUCUUAGGAGAUCCAGACACUAAGGCACUUUGGGUUGAGGAGUUGAGGGCAAUGGCAAAUCGCAUUUGUAAAAUUCGGGAAGCUCUACGAGAAAGCCUCGAGAAAUUGGGAUCUCCUCUCAAUUGGGAACAUAUAACAAACCAGGUUGGCAUGUUUUGCUUUUCUGGUAUAACUACGCUACAGAUAGAGCGGCUACAGAGGGAGUUCCACAUAUACAUGACUGCUGAUGGCCGUAUCAGCUUGGCGGGAGUUACAAUGAGAAACAUGGACUAUUUGGCAAAUGCAAUACACGAAGUCACCAAAUCUGGUCAAAAACCUUAGGUUUUUAUCAGACAUCAGGCUUUUAGCUGCUUUUCCUUGCUGCUGCCUGAUGACCUGUUUAUUGUUGGACCCAUAAUUUUCUUCUAUGCACAUUGUUGUAGAAGCAUAUAGGCAUUGGACGUCUCAAAGAGGCCGGCACUAGUAGUGAUGUCACUGCAUGCGGAUGUAAGUUCAUUGAUGGUGGCCGUUCUCGUAGGAGAAGUUUUGUGUUCAUGUAUGUAGCAUGCAGUACUUAAAGACGAACAGUGGCACUUCUUGGUGCUCUAUUUGUGUAUAGGCUCGUAUGGCAUAACCUGUCAGCUGUAAUCAUGUAUCUAAUCAAAGGACAGUAUCAUCUAUUGUGAUCAAUGCCUUGAAAUAUGCAUCGAAUAGCAUCGCAUCAA
Syzygium oleosum is the source of this 1869-nucleotide messenger RNA. RefSeq names its product aspartate aminotransferase, mitochondrial-like. The coding region runs from base 218 to 1486 and encodes 422 amino acids. Gene Ontology annotation, cellular component: mitochondrion. The record is from RefSeq and is a predicted model, not a curated record. Gene Ontology annotation, biological process: amino acid metabolic process; biosynthetic process. Lineage: Eukaryota; Viridiplantae; Streptophyta; Magnoliopsida; Myrtales; Myrtaceae. The transcript is spliced from 9 exons. Gene Ontology annotation, molecular function: L-aspartate:2-oxoglutarate transaminase activity; pyridoxal phosphate binding.